AGUUUUGCGACUUGCCGAAAAUCAAGUCGUUGCAAUUUUACCCAGAAGCGUGACUUUUGGAUGAGUGAUACGUAUCGCAAAUAUUAACACGUUAAAGAAGGUUCUACAUACAUGUUGAUGGUUAUUGUACUGAUUUAAAACUCUAGGAUGGCACUUUAUAUGAAAGCAGCAGAGAUUCUUGGUAAAGUGGAGCAAAAGAAGGGAGCUGUGAAAACUCUGGUGUACGAAAGUAAAUUUCAGAAUAUAAAGCAACUAUUUGCCCUCGUGUGUGAGACUCAGAAAUAUUCCCCAGUGCUUCAGGAGAUUAUCGAGAACACCAGGCUUCUGAAACACACCAACCUCCGACAGAAUUUAGCAAAGGUUCUAGUUUACGACUUGCUCAUUGGCCAGGGAAUAAAAUGUGGUGGAAGCUGGAAGGCAAUGAUGUUAAAACACCGCUCCAGACUACAAGCUGCUUUGGCUCGAAUUAAAGUCAAGCGGAAAGUCAGUCGAAACCAGGACCUGCUUUCUCCCAGUUCGCACUAUAAAAAUGAGAUUCCACGGUACGUACGAGUGAACACACUGAAAACGACGGUGGAGGAUGUCAUUGAUUACCUGAAGAGAGAGGGAUUUUCAUAUCAAGGAAAAGCAAGCCAACUUGGUGAUUUAUGCUCUCUCUCUGGGAAGACGUUUAUGAAUGACCUUCACCUCAGAGAUCUUCUUGUUUUCAGUGCAAAAAUGGACUUCCAUAAUCAUUACCUGUAUAAAGCAGGGCACAUUAUCUUGCAAGACAAGGCCAGUUGUCUCCCUGCGUACCUUCUGGACCCCCCAGUUGGAGGCCAUGUGAUUGAUGCAUGUGCAGCACCUGGGAAUAAAACCAGCCAUCUGGCAGCCAUCAUGAAAAAUAAAGGAAAGCUGUUUGCCUUCGACCUUGAUACAAAGAGACUGUCAACCAUGAGCACUCUUCUACUUCGUGCUGGAGUCACAUGUCAUCAAUUGGCCAAUGAGGAUUUUCUUAAGGUGGAUCCACUUUCCCCAGCAUACAAGGAGGUGACACACAUCCUACUUGAUCCAUCAUGCAGUGGUUCAGGAAUGGUGUGUCUGCAUGAUGGUAACCCAGAGGAGCAAGAGCAGGACCCCGAGCGUCUGAAGGCACUAGCAGGAUUUCAGCUACGCUGCCUGAACCAUGCACUGAAGUUCCCAAAGCUUCAACACCUUGUCUACUCUACCUGCUCCGUCCAUCCUCAGGAGAAUGAGGAAGUUGUGUCUGCUUGUCUUGAGAAAAAUUCGGAUUUUAGAUUAGUUCAUCUUCUUCCUGAGUGGCCUGAGCGAGGUUGUGACCCACUGAUGCAGUGUCUCAGAGCCAGUACUACAAAAACCUUCACUCAUGGUUUCUUUGUAGCAAUGCUGGAAAGGCAGGCUACUCCGAACACUGAAAGCUUUGACAAAAAGCCUGCUUCCGUAAGUGAACUUUUUGUUGAAGAGAAACAAACAGAGGUAUUUGUGGAACAACAACUACAACCUCCUGCAGUAAAGAAAAGGAAGAGAAAAAAACCCAAAAUGUAGAAAUUCCCAAAUAUUCAUUUCUGAUAACUAUUAAAUAUGUUCUGUUUUAUGAAA
Messenger RNA from Silurus meridionalis, 1599 nucleotides. It is a transcript of the gene nsun5, whose product is annotated as NOP2/Sun RNA methyltransferase 5. The transcript is spliced from 10 exons. Lineage: Eukaryota; Metazoa; Chordata; Actinopteri; Siluriformes; Siluridae. Gene Ontology annotation, cellular component: nucleolus. Gene Ontology annotation, molecular function: methyltransferase activity. The record is from RefSeq and is a predicted model, not a curated record. Bases 148 to 1545 code for a protein of 465 amino acids. Gene Ontology annotation, biological process: rRNA base methylation.